UUGCUGCAUCAAAUGCGAGGCUACUAGCUGUUAAGAGGUAUCCGCUUCACAGGUUCUAGGUAUACGAGACCACGCACGAGAGCUGCACCGUGCGAUGUUGAUGUUGCGGUAGGGAGCUUGCAAGCUGGCUAGGAAAUACCCAAUCCAUCGGCAGUAACGGAAGAAUACACCAAAAGGGUGUUGUACCGCGUCGUCCCUUCUUCGUGGCGCACUGACGGAUUAUUCCUCCACCGACUGCUCCAUCCCGCUGUAUGCGUUCGUAUGCGGAUGCGUCAUCGGGUUUUCCUCGUAGUCACGUUGUGUACCGUGUGUGCAAUAUGGCACGUACGGUACGGGUUCUUCAUCCCUACCGCAGCGACCAACAGCAGCAACGGUACCAGCACCGAAAUGUCGUUCAAGUCUACACCCCCAAAAGUGUCGAACGUGCAAGGAAUUGGAACGUUUUCUACUAUAGAGUCGCCCAAUACGUUUGACGGUGUCGUUGCCCGCGUCUUUACACCGUACAAUCAUCCUUUUCCCUGCUUUCACCCGACGGACAAUCAAACCACCGGUCGUUGGCCAGGACGACAUCCUCCCCUCGAACAGGGGCCGACCCAAAACGGGUUUCUCUACGUCAAAAUACCCAAAACGGGCAGCAGUUCCGGUGCCGGUGUGCAUUUACGGAUUGCCCGCAACGUGGCCCGACGCUCACCCUCCUACAAUUUCGAUAUAUGCAAGGCACGGUGUCGACACGGCAAGGCCCAUCCCCACGGUAACCUCCGCUUGGCCCGGCGGGACGUCAACGCGUCUUUUGUGUGGACGCUGGUCCGUGAACCCACCCAACGCGCCGUCAGCUCCUUCUUUCACUUUCAGGUUGCGCGACGCGCCAUGGAACCCACGGACGACAAUUUCGUCCGCUACCUACCGCGCGGACACGUUACCAUCAACUAUCUAUCCCCACGCGAAUAUCACUACCGCAAAGGGUACAAUCCCAUCGAAUACGCCAACGAAAUUCUACUGCACUACAAUUUUAUUGGACUGACGGAACGGAUCGAUGAAAGUUUGGUUGUGCUUUCCAUGUUGUUGGAUUUGCCGCUGACGGACAUUCUCUCCGUGUCGGCCAAACGUAACGGUGGCUACGACGACGGCGCCUCCCAGAAUACGUGUUUCAAAAUUCCACCCAGCUUUGUGUCACCGGGUAUGCAACGGCACUUUGCCAGUGGGGCUUGGCGGAAUCUGACGCGGCCGGAAGUUGCCUUGUUCCAGGCGGUGAAUCGCUCUCUGGAUUUGACCAUGGAUGCGCUCGGCCGUUCUGCCGUGCAAGCUCGGCUGGUCCGAUAUCGUCAAGCAAUGGCAAUGGUGAACGAGCGGUGUACGGCCGAUACGGUCAAGUUGCCUUGUACAAAAGACGGGGUCCGCCGCGAGGAUGUGGACGUGGACUGCUUCUUUCAGGAUCUUGCUUGUGGUAUGGACUGUUUGGACCGAGUGGCGGCCGAAAUAGACCUCUGA
This is a messenger RNA of Phaeodactylum tricornutum CCAP 1055/1, 1488 nucleotides long. RefSeq lists its product with no specific name. Gene Ontology annotation, molecular function: sulfotransferase activity. NCBI's taxonomy places the organism in Eukaryota, Bacillariophyta, Bacillariophyceae, Surirellales, Neidiaceae. The transcript has a single exon. The record is from RefSeq and is a predicted model, not a curated record. Bases 262 to 1488 code for a protein of 408 amino acids. Gene Ontology annotation, cellular component: membrane.